Molecule: messenger RNA, 1689 nt
Organism: Neomonachus schauinslandi (Hawaiian monk seal)
Lineage: Eukaryota; Metazoa; Chordata; Mammalia; Carnivora; Phocidae
Gene: ZNF35
Product: zinc finger protein 35
Exons: 3
Coding region: 68-1651 (527 amino acids)
Biological process (GO): regulation of transcription by RNA polymerase II
Molecular function (GO): RNA polymerase II cis-regulatory region sequence-specific DNA binding; DNA-binding transcription factor activity, RNA polymerase II-specific
Source: RefSeq, a predicted model, not a curated record
AUUAGAUGGGGCUUGACCUCUGCUGGGCAGCCCCCAGCUGUAAGAGUUCCUGUCCUGAGCAAAGAAGAUGACUGCACAACUGAGAGAGGCCAUGGCCCUAGCCCCCUGGGGCUCAGUGACAGUGAAAAAGGAGGAGGAAGAGGAAGAAAACUUCCUGGGUCAGGCAUCCAGCCAACAAGUGCACUCUGAGAACACCAAAGUCUGGGCUCCUGGGGAAGGUCCUCAGACAGGCCUUGAUAUAUCAGAACAGGAGGAAAAGAGUCCAAACAUGUUCUGGGAUAUGGCUGUCAUCCUGAAAGCAACACAGGAGGCACCUGCUGCCUCAGCCAUUGGCAGCUACUCAUUACCAGGGACUCUGGCCAAGAGUGAGAUACUGGAGACUCAUGGGAUUAUGACCUCUCUAGGUGCUGAAACCAAGAAGCCACAGUUACUGGUUCCAAAAACUGAGAUACGUGAUGAAGCAGAAAAACCGUUCAUAAAAUCAGGAAGAAUCCAGAAAGUUAAUCCUCAAGGACCUGAGUUAGGAGAAGCCUGUGAAAAAGGGAACAUGUUAAAGAGGCAGACAAUUAAGAGGGAAAAGAAAGAUUUCAGACAUGUGACAGUAAAGGACUGUCAUGUACCUGAAAGCUUCAAAGUAGAGGAAGAUCAGAAAUGUCAGAAAUCUGGGGAAAGAUAUAGCUUUAGUUCUAGCUCUGUUAAAAAUCAGAAAAGCCAGCCUGGACAGAAACCUUUUACAUGUAGUGUAUGUGGGAAAGGCUUUAGUCAGAGUGCAAACCUCGUAGUGCAUCAGCGAAUCCACACAGGGGAGAAGCCCUUCGAAUGUCAUGAGUGUGGGAAAGCCUUCAUUCAGAGUGCAAACCUUGUUGUACAUCAGCGAAUCCACACUGGACAGAAACCAUAUGUUUGUUCAAAAUGUGGGAAAGCCUUCACUCAGAGUUCAAAUCUGACCGUACAUCAAAAAAUCCACUCCUUAGAAAAAACCUUUAAGUGCAGUGAAUGUGAGAAAGCCUUCAGUUAUAGCUCACAACUUGCUCGGCACCAGAAAGUUCACAUUACAGAAAAAUGCUAUGAAUGUAAUGAGUGUGGGAAAACAUUUACUCGGAGCUCAAACCUCAUUGUCCACCAGAGGAUCCACACUGGGGAGAAGCCCUUUGCCUGUAAUGAUUGUGGCAAAGCCUUCACCCAGAGUGCAAAUCUUAUUGUACAUCAACGAAGCCAUACUGGUGAAAAGCCAUAUGAGUGUAAAGAGUGUGGAAAAGCCUUUAGUUGUUUUUCACACCUUAUUGUGCACCAGAGAAUUCACACUGCGGAGAAACCUUACGAUUGCAGUGAGUGUGGAAAAGCCUUCAGUCAGCUGUCUUGCCUUAUUGUGCAUCAGAGGAUUCACAGUGGAGAUCUUCCUUAUGUGUGUAAUGAGUGUGGGAAGGCCUUCACGUGUAGCUCAUACCUGCUUAUUCAUCAGAGAAUUCAUAAUGGGGAAAAACCUUACACAUGCAAUGAAUGUGGCAAGGCCUUCCGGCAGAGGUCAAGCCUCACUGUGCACCAGAGAACCCACACUGGGGAGAAGCCCUAUGAGUGUGCCAAGUGUGGUGCAGCUUUCAUUUCUAACUCGCACCUCAUGCGACACCACAGAACCCAUCUUGUUGAGUAACAAGUAUUUGUUACUCCAGACAUUGAUCAUAAUCCACU